This is a messenger RNA of Triticum dicoccoides, 1835 nucleotides long. Its product is annotated as methyl-CpG-binding domain-containing protein 9-like. Lineage: Eukaryota; Viridiplantae; Streptophyta; Magnoliopsida; Poales; Poaceae. The coding region runs from base 1296 to 1637 and encodes 113 amino acids. The transcript has 2 exons. The record is from RefSeq and is a predicted model, not a curated record.
CUGAAAUUUCUUUGUGAUGAAAUGCUCAACACAGUCCUGAUAAGAGAACAUAUAGAAAAAUGUCCAGAUAAGUUCAAUGAUCUCCAGAAGAAGUUUAUGCUUUGAAUUAUGCAUUGAAGGAUUUGAAAGAUAAGGAGGAAAUGAGGACUUCAUAUGGUGAAAUGGAUACUUUAUCGGACCAGAUUUCAAAAGUGCAUGAGUCAAUUGGCACAGUAGAGUCAGAGCUUAAUAUGGCAUCCCUGAGAAGAGAUUUUCGGGAAAGGAUUCCUUGGGUCGACUGUACUGGGUGUUAGGACGAUCUGGUAAACGUCCUUUACUGGUUGCUGAUGGGUCUACUUCUGAUUGUAAAGGGUGGAAUUCUGCAUCUGUCGUUGUUUAUGAAUCGGAUGAAGAAAUCCGUAGCCUUGUUGACUGGCUAAGGGAAUACGAUCCAAGGGAGAAGGAGCUGAAACGUGCUAUCCAGCAGUGGCAGUGGCAGUGGCAGCGGCAGAGGCAUCUUCAUCACCAGCUGGGUAAUUUUGUUCUCAGUGAUCCUCCAGUAUCAUCCAAUGGGUCGUCGAACAGCAGCGAGCAGCAGCUUAUGGAACUUCCCAGUACCAAGGCUGCAGCAAUUUUGGGGCAAACAUGCCGCUGCGACUGCUUAGAGCCUAUAUGGCCUGCUCAACACUACUGCACAACAUGUCAUGAGACUUACUUCACGUCAACGGAGUAUGAAGAUCAUGCUGGAAAGUGCAAUGGACAUGUCAACAACGAGAAGGAUUCUGUUCGUCCUAGCUCCACCUCUGGGUCCACAAAACCGAUGAAGUCAUGCCCACAUGACUUUGAAGAGAUUUGCAGAAAAUUUGCCACCAAUGAUUCUAACAAGGAGAUAGUGAAGGAUAUUGGACUUAUUGGAUCAAACGGAGUUCCGUCUUUUGUCCCUUCACGUGCAGCUUUUAUUGAUGCUCCAGUCAUUCUUAGAUGACAGCCCAAAUGAUGAUUGUGUUUCCAGCUCCUUAGAGGAAUGCGAGGCAAUGUCUGCACAAAAGUUAGGGCAGGAGGGGUCAAAUUCUGCUCAAGAUUGUCCUGCAGCUAGUACUUCCUGUGAUGAAAAUGUGUCAAAAACUAGGGAGCCAGCCCCUGAUACUGAUACUACUUCCUGUGAGGAAGCAGCCUCUUCUGCAACAGACAAGCCAACAAGAUUGCUGACUGUUAACGGUGGCUUGGUUCGGGAGUCAUCAUUGAGACCUCUUACAUGAAGAAACUCCCAUAUCCUAAAGCAACAGAAGAUCAAUUUGCUUGAUAUAGAAGCAGCAAUGCCUGAGGAAGCUUUCAGAGCCUCAAAGUCUCAACAAAAGAGAAGGCGCUCAUGGCGUUCUUUUGUGAAGUGUGCAGAAUCAAUAUCCGAGCUGGUACUGGCGACUAGCAUGUUGGAGAGAGUGAUAAAAUCCAAGUUCUUGAAGCAUGAUUGGUGGUACUGGUCCUCCUUCACAGUAGCUAUCAAGACCUCAACUGUAUCCUCGCUCGCUCUCAGGAUCUACACUCUCGACGACUGCAUCAUGUACACCAAGGAGCCUAACACCGUGCCGCCGGCUGACAGUACAAAGGUUGUGAACAAGGGGGGGAAGGGGAAAGAGCCAGAACCAUCAGCGUCGUAAUUUGCGCCGCUUGAUCUAUUGUAUACCCCAAACUUAGAUGCUCCGCUUUGUUAUGUGCAACAAUGUGAUGCUGUGGUGAUAGACAGAGAUGGUAUAGACAUAGUCUUUGGUUAUUAUGUGGUCCCUUGAGGCUUUAGAGCUAGCUUUGAUUCUGGUGUUCAACGCUGCAACCUUGACCGUUCAUUUUAAUAAGCCAUA